CGGGUGCAGGUCCCCCCCCCACCCCCCAGCAGAAGCCCGCCCGGGCAUGCUCAGACCGCGCAGGUCCGGGCGGCGGCGGGGGGAGGAGGGAGCGGCCGUGGCGCUGGGGCCCGGGCGGAGCUGCGCAAUCGUCUGAGCUGCGCACCGACUGGCGGCCGGAGCGGAGCCCACAAGUUGCCGGCAGCGGAGCGCCGCCUCGUCCCGCUCUUAGCCCCUGCGCCCACCGGGCUGCGGCCGGCGCCAGGACGCUCAGCCUGCAGACGCUGACCCCAGAUGUGACAGCGGGACCACAGCUCCCUCUCCUUCCGGGCGCAACCCACAGAGUCUCGCCAGUGUCUCCUCUGCCAAAACCUCCAGGGCUGGAAGAUGUGGCAGCCGGCUACUGAGCGCCUGCAGCACUUCCAGACGAUGCUGAAGUCUAAGUUGAAUGUCCUAACACUGAAAAAGGAACCUAUACCAGCAGUCCUCUUCCAUGAGCCGGAAGCCAUUGAGCUGUGCACCACCACACCCCUGAUGAAGGCAAGGACUCAUAGCGGCUGCAAGGUCACCUAUCUGGGCAAAGUCUCUACCACAGGCAUGCAGUUUUUGUCCGGCUGCACUGAGAAGCCAGUCAUCGAGCUCUGGAAGAAACACACGCUGGGCCGAGAAGACGUUUUUCCAGCCAAUGCCCUCUUAGAGAUACGGCCAUUUCAAGUGUGGCUUCAUCACCUUGAUCACAAGGGUGAGGCGACAGUGCACAUGGAUACCUUCCAGGUGGCUCGCAUUGCCUACUGCACAGCCGACCACAACGUGAGCCCCAACAUCUUUGCCUGGGUGUACAGAGAGAUCAACGAUGACCUGUCUUACCAGAUGGACUGCCAUGCAGUGCAGUGUGAGAGCAAGCUGGAGGCCAAGAAGCUGGCACACGCCAUGAUGGAGGCAUUCAAGAAGACGUUCCACAGUAUGAAGAGUGAUGGGCGGAUCCAUAGAAGCAGCUCAUCUGAAGAGGCUUCCCAGGAAUUGGAAUCUGAUGAUGGCUGAAGGAACUUAAGAUGCUCCAGUGAAGGCAGCAUUUGGGCAAGGAGUUUCCGAAGCUAGAUGUGUCUGCAAUGAUUCAAAUUUGGUACGAAAAGACUGCCGACCUAUUGGCUGAUCAUGCUUUUUAAAUUCAGAAGAGCGAUUCUAAGUCUAAAGAAACGUAUCAUUAAUUAUGUGACAUUGAAAUCUGCUGCUGCCGUGACCUUGAGGAGAGUAGGAAGUACAGAUGGGGGCACGGGGGGAAGAUUCCAGACUCUCCUCUCACUUUUUUUUUCCUCUCCUAUUCCAACACUUCCUGCUGGGAGAUCUCCACGCCUAUUUUCAGCAUUCUCAGGCAAAUACUCCGUGGCUGUAGUUUGACGGGACUGUUCCAAUCUGCCUUAUGAAAUCCAACAAGAAUGUUAGCGGCAUCUCUGUGAUCCCUAGGCGGGUGGAUGGCGUGGGGGUGGGUACUGCUGGUGUGGAGGUGGCAGGAUGGAUGGGACACGUCCAGGUGACUGACUGGUUGCUCCUCUCCCUUGGCAUGUUUGCGGACACUCUCCUCAGUCCGUGAGUCAGCACAGCUUGGAUUGAGCUUUACAACUAACGGCACGCUAGAUGGCAGUUAAUUCGCAGUUAAAGAUAAUGCUUUUUAUUUACACGAGUAUAUCAAGUAGCACCCUCCUAUUGUAUUCACUUCCUCUAUUUUCUUAGAAUUCUUGCAACUAAUGAUCAUUCUCCUCCUUCUCCCGCCACCACGUUCUUUCUCCUUUCAGCCUCCCGGAAAGGGAUGAAGGCUCAUCAUACUACAAGACUCCAAAAGGGAAGACGAUAACAAAUUAAGUAAAUACACAAUCAGCAAAACAACCAAGAAUCUCAGACAUCAGGAACCCUAGUAAAGAAGUGAAUGACUGGCCAAACUCUAUGGAGGCUUCCCUUUAGCAAGCCCUGAUAUGUAGUAACUUCCUUGGUUAUGAGUCUUGUUGAAUGACUCCUUUUGGAAAGUUUAAACUCUGACAUGGCAUUGCCCUGAAAGUCUUGCCCCAUCAUUUAAGAAAGAACUCAAGUAGGAAAUGAGUGAAAUCAAGUCAGUUUGCCUAGAGAGCCCAUGUCCUUCUGGAAACCUAAAGGGAACAUGAUCUUGUCCUGAAAGUGAUAUCUAAGAGUCCAAGUGACCCCUUUGACUAUCAGUUCUGAAGACUAAUUCUCACUGGUAACUUGACAUCUCUCAAUUUCAGGAUCUUUGCCUCUCAUAAAAAGUCAUGGAAAACAUACACAUUUGAGGUGAACAGACACAUUAUGGUGGCAAACGAUCUACUUUUUCAAGUACUAUUGCUCCUUUAAAAGGUGUGUUUUUAUUUCUGGUGAUGUCAGUGGCAAUGGGGUACCUUAGAAGCCUUAAGUGAAGCUAAUAUAAUCCAGACAGCAAUGGUGUUGGUACUUUUGGUCUGUGUACCCAUAUGCCCAUGUAUACGUUUGUCAGUGCGUGUGUGUGUGUGUGUAUGUGUGUGCGCGCAUGUGUGUGUGUGUGUGUGUGUAUGUGUGUGUGUGUGUAUGUAUGUAAGUUCCUUGUGUGGGUCCAGUUUCAAGGCAUGUACAAUAAGCAUGGAGUCGUUUUGGUGAGGACUCACCUCCUGAAGAUAUGCUUGUUGCUUUAUGAUAUAUGUAAACUAUUCUUUAGAAAAAUGCAUUCACUCUUUAAUAAAAGUAUGUUUGUGUUAAUAAAGCCAAGGUGUUUCAUACUUUAUAUGAACUUCCCUUUUUUAAGAAAUGGAAAUUUGACAUGUAAAAUAAAUCAAACUUGGUAAACAGGGCAA
Molecule: messenger RNA, 2813 nt
Organism: Mastomys coucha (southern multimammate mouse)
Lineage: Eukaryota; Metazoa; Chordata; Mammalia; Rodentia; Muridae
Gene: Pid1
Product: phosphotyrosine interaction domain containing 1
Exons: 3
Coding region: 367-1020 (217 amino acids)
Biological process (GO): negative regulation of insulin receptor signaling pathway; regulation of mitochondrial membrane potential; regulation of reactive oxygen species metabolic process
Cellular component (GO): cytoplasm
Source: RefSeq, a predicted model, not a curated record